AUGAACGGUGUCGAUUCCAAUACGAUUCAGAUAGUUGGUGCCGAUGGUGGUGUUGGGAUUCUGAAAAGACCGUUGGAAUUGGACUUUUUGGAUGGUAAGUGGUGGUUAUGGCGCGCGAAUUCGUUUUUAAUCGUCGAAUGCAAUGAAAAGUGCGCGCGCUCUGAAAAUGCCCUCGGGAGAAUUCGUCGAGAUCUCAUACCGGCUAAGAAGCCAUCAGAAGUCGCCGAUUUGAAAAUGGGAGAUUCGGGUAAGGUUACCGACAUUUAUCCUGUGCCGGAGAAGGUUGUUGGUUUGGUUAUCGGCAAAGGAGGUAGCGAAAUUCGGUUGAUCCAGCAGACAUCUGGAUGUCGCGUUCAAAUGGAUCCAGACCAUGCGUCGAUGAACGGGAUUCGCAACUGUACGAUCGAAGGGCUACCUGACCAAGUUGCAAUCGCAAGGCAAAUGAUUACACAGGUGAUCAACAGAAAUCAAUCCGACGCACCAUCCGGAGCUGUCGUGGGAGAAAUAUCAGAAGAAAUGAUGAUACCAACUGACAAAAUCGGUCUUGUUAUUGGCAAAGGGGGAGAAACAAUUCGAACUGUUCAGGAGCAAUCAGGAUUGCGCACAUGUACCGUGGUGCAGGAUUCAACCAGUGCAACGGGACAGCCAAAACCACUUCGGAUGGUUGGAACUCAGGCUGCGAUUGAUACUGCUAAAGCUUUGGUUCAUAACAUCAUGAACAAUACUCAAGGCACUACCCCGAUGCACCAAAGAUCCGGUAAUCAACCAUCAGGAGGUCAAUAUGGAGGAUACGGUGGACAAGAUACUCAAGCAAAGGGAGAAGUGAUUGUUCCACGCUUAUCAGCUGGAAUGAUUAUCGGCAAGGGAGGUGAAAUGAUCAAGCGUUUGGCAAUGGAAACUGGAACCAAGAUUCAGUUCAAACCAGACGGUAUGUUUUUAACCCUAAACUCAGUUUUUGUUUUGCGUACGCAAUGUGUUUCAGUUAAUCCAAAUUCUGAGGACCGAGUUGCUGUAAUCAUGGGUACCCGAGAUCAAAUUUACCAAGCAACGGAAAGAAUCACCGAAAUCGUCAAUAGAGCGAUGAAGAACAAUGGAGCUCCUGGAAGUGGUACAGGCUCUGUUGCCAGCGUUAUGCCCGGUCAAACAGUGUUUUAUUUGCAUGUUCCUUCAGGAAAGUGUGGUCUUGUUAUUGGCAAAGGAGGAGAGAACAUUAAGCAGAUUGAACGAGAAACUGGGGCGACAUGUGGCUUAGCACCAGCUGCUGAACAGAAGAACGAAGAAGAAAAAGUGUUUGAAAUCAAAGGAACUCCUUUCCAAGUUCAUCAUGCUUCUCAUCUGGUCAAAAUCAAAGUUGGAGAGAUCGCACCAAACACCCCAGUCCCACCACUUCAAGGAUCCGGCGGGGGUUAUCAGCUUCAACAACAACAACAGAGCAUGUAUGGUGCUCAGAGCGGAGGCUAUCAAGGUGCUGCUGCUCAAAGUGGAUACAUUCAGCCACAACAAAUGCAGCACCAACCACAAGUACAACAAUAUGGUCUUCAACAACCACAACAAUGGGCUCCUCGCAAUGGUGGCAGCGCGCCACAGCAAAUUCCAGGCAACUUGUAUCAAAAUGCCAUUCCACAACCGCAUGCAGCACCUGCAGCAGUCAUGGUUUCACAGGCACCGGCUGAUCCAGCGCCUGCAGUUAAUCCGGCGACUGGCGCACCAGAUUAUUCUGCUCAGUGGGCAGCAUACUACCGAUCGAUUGGCCUCAUGGAUCAAGCAGCAAUGGUGGAGAGUCAAAUGCGACGUAAUCAAUCUGGCCCUGGUGGUGAUGUUUCCGGAGCUCCACAAGGUCAUCAGCAAUACUACCCUCAGUAG
Molecule: messenger RNA, 1863 nt
Organism: Caenorhabditis briggsae
Lineage: Eukaryota; Metazoa; Nematoda; Chromadorea; Rhabditida; Rhabditidae
Exons: 8
Coding region: 1-1863 (620 amino acids)
Biological process (GO): regulation of DNA-templated transcription
Cellular component (GO): nucleus; cytoplasm
Molecular function (GO): mRNA binding
Source: RefSeq, a predicted model, not a curated record